This is a messenger RNA of Anarrhichthys ocellatus (wolf-eel), 4799 nucleotides long. Its product is annotated as GDNF family receptor alpha-4-like. Gene Ontology annotation, molecular function: signaling receptor activity. The transcript is spliced from 8 exons. NCBI's taxonomy places the organism in Eukaryota, Metazoa, Chordata, Actinopteri, Perciformes, Anarhichadidae. Gene Ontology annotation, biological process: nervous system development. The record is from RefSeq and is a predicted model, not a curated record. Gene Ontology annotation, cellular component: external side of plasma membrane; signaling receptor complex. Bases 416 to 1777 code for a protein of 453 amino acids.
UCCAAGCGCACUGAUCUCAACUCUGACUGGACAACUGUGGAGCUGCGAUGCAACCACGCGCAAGUCCAAAUGCGACACACAACUCGCGCUUGGAGUCGGACUUGAAUUGAUGCAGAUGAACUUUUUUGGAUGAAUGUUUUGGAAAUCUGCGUCACCUAGAGAUCGAUAACCUUGUAAUUGGGAUUCCGGAAAAAAAUAAAUGGGACAACAAAAAUCGCGAGAACUUGAAUCGGUCCAGUGUGCGUGCACGGUUCAGUUUAGCCAACUUUGUGCAGUAGCCCGUCCGAUCUGCCACAGUCCGCGCGGGCGCAGCAGCAGUAGUAGCAGCAGCAGAGCAGGCGGCUGGAUGUGGCAGGAGACGGGUCACUGAGCUGCAGCGAGACGGUUGCGAGUUUCCUCAGUCCCCAACUCUUCAAUGUCACCAGAUAGGAUGAUGAUCAUUGGACUUCUGCUCAGUGUCUUCUCUUGUGGUAGUUAUCCAGUAUGUGCAUCCUUAGACUGUCUGGUGGCGGAGCAGGACUGCAUCCAGGAGCAGUCCUGCAUGGUGCUCUAUCGGCUGCUGGAGUACUGUGCGGCUGAGGAGGCCGUGUCGCCCCUCGGCCGAGAUGCCCGCUUGGAGUGCCUUGAGGCCCAGAACUCCUUGCAGCAUUACCGACCCCUUCAAGUCUGCAAAUGUCAGCGUGGCUCUCGCAGAGAGGAACACUGCCUCAGGGUCUACUGGACUGUGAGAUUUGCAGCAUAUGAUCAGUAUGAAGUGUCUCCAUAUGAAGAACUGGAGUUAACUCUGGUGAGAAAUAUUGAGAUGUCUCGUAUGGCCUCCAUCAUGUCAGCUUCCUCUCUUUCUGUGGACGGCCAAAACCAGUGUCUGAAGGCAGCGCAGGACUGUGGCCUGUAUGAGAAAUGUGGCUCCCUGCGGUCAGAAUACGUUGUAGCCUGCACCAAGCGAUCGACAGUGUCCGACAGCGCUUGUAACCGCCAGAAAUGCCACAAAGCCCUGCGGCGCUUCCUAGAGCGCGUGCCGGAGGAGUACAGCUUCGCUCUGCUCUUCUGUCCUUGCUCUGACACUCUGUGUGGGGAGCGCCGGAGGAAAACCAUCGUCCCGUCAUGUUCCUAUGAGGAGAAUGGGAGAGGGGAGGAGAGAGUGGGAAAGCCGAACUGCCUCAGCCUUCAGAACUACUGCUCCAGAGACGAGCUGUGUAGAUCCCGGUUCGCUGAUUUCCAACAUAACUGCCAGGCCUCCCCUCUGUCUGCCUCUGGCUGUAUGCGAGACAGCAGAGCCAUGUGCCUGAAGGCCUACGCUGGACUCAUAGGCACCAUCAUGACUCCUAACUAUGUGAGCAACAACAGCACAGAAGUGUCUCAGUGGUGCACAUGUGACGGCAGCGGGAACGAAUGGCAGGGCUGUCAGCGCAUCCUGCACUUGUUCAGCAGCAACACGUGUCUGCGCAGCGGCAUCAGCUCCAUGGGGAUCUCUGCACCUCCUCCUGUGGAAAACACUCCUGUGCCAGCUUCUCAGCCCUCCCCGCGCGUCUACCAGGAGAGGGUCCACGUCCGCGUUAACACUCUCCCUGAAUUCAACAGUAUGGAGGACAGCGAGGAAGAGGAGGAGGAAGAAAGCGAGGAAUUCAACAUCAUCCCACCGUAUUCUGAGAAGGACUCUAACACUGAAUCAGGGGCUAGGGGGAGUAAAAAUGGAGCAGCUAGCCGAGCAGUACCGGUGUUAACAUUACUGCUGCUGCCUACACUCAUCCUGGACCGGGAGCGUUGGAGCUGCUGAAGCCUCCAUCCUCAUUCUCCGCUCAUAUUCUAUACUCGCUACCACUUUCAAAUCCAUCACAGCACUCAGAAUGAGCCACAGAGGACAUUUAUGAGGAGGAAAUGCUGAAUUUCUUUAUUUCUUUUUUCAUUUUUAAAAUACCCUGACUUUAUGUUAUAAUUCUGUUUCUGAUAUCGCUGCCUCCCCAAGAGUUAAAAGAUAUCAGCAGUCCUGCAGUAUCUGCCACGUCUUUGCUCAAGUCCUCUCCUAUGAAAUGCAGGCAGCAACAUGAGCAGAUAUAUGAGUGCAUGGGUGAAUUUAGAAAUGCUGUCUGGGCAAAUACUCUAUCUAGAGCCCGCUUCACACUCAAAGUACAUCCCCUCUUUUAACAAGAAGCACAUCGCCCAAGGCCACAUCCACUAUACACUCUCCCAAAAACCAUAACCAGUCUACUCCACUGCAACCAGGCUGGAGCACGGCUUUUGAUUUCUAUUUCAUGACUCGUGUCACAUCCGUUUCUCUGUUGGCCCCUUUGGCUCUUCCUCUCGAAGCUUCAUACUAUGGUUGAGUAGGAUAAUCCACUUUACAACAAGCUAAUAACAAACUGCACCACACUUAAACUGCUUCGUACCAUUGAAGAAGAAAGAAAACCUUUUUUAAAGUGCAGCAUUCAAAAAGAGAUGAGACACAAACCAAAUGUGUUGUCACAUUAUGUGUGAGACAUAUGACUCUUAUGCCGCCUUCUCACUUUGUGUGGCAAAAAGUAGAGUGCAACAGUCGUUCUGAUCUGCUUCUUUUGUUAACAUGCCACUUAGUAUUAUUCCUGCCAGGGUGAGUGACUGAGAAUUCGACCAUGGGCAAAACUAAUGAGAUCAAAUUCUAUUGUAGAAAUGACGAGCAUGAGAAAAGCAACAUGAGCAAUUACAGCACAAUUCAAAUUGCUCAGCAUGCAGGGAAAGUCUGGAGUAAGGCUCAGGGGAGGAAAUAGCCAAUUUACCGCUGUCAUACCCUCUCGCUUUCUUCUUAUCCUUAGGAAGUGUGUUUUAGUGCUCUUCGCCCAUCAUGUGCUUUAGAUGUUGUGAGAGCGAGAUGCGGUGAAAAGAUGCGGUGAAAGGGAUGGACACAGGAGGCUGUAGAGCCUGCUGGCUGCUCCGAUCAUUGAGCAGCACAUUGAGCCAUUCUCUCUGCCUGAAAUAGCUUUUGCUGAUGUUAAUGAUUUUCUUUCUCUUAUGGCUCAUUUUCUUGUGAAAUUAUGCAGCUGCAGGGAUGUAGGUUAAAAAAAGUAUAGUGAAGUUUUUGUAGAGGAAUAAACUCAUUUAAUUUGAGGACGAGUUUCAAGAAAUAACCUGUCUGAGCUGAGCAAGGACAUUUUAUUAUAUCGCUUCAUGUUGUUGCUCACGACACAAACUACGAAAUCAUCAUGAGAUCGUCAUGUGUGAGGGUGUGUGAGUGAGGGGCUGUCUGUGCAUCUCUGUGUCUGUCCAUAGCUAAUUUCCCAAACUGCUUCACCAAACGGCACAAUGUUUUGGGUGUUCAUUUAUGGCUGUAUGCUCAAGAACCUGUCGUGGUUGCGGUGACUCACACAUUAUCAAAAUACCUUUUAUCGCCUGUUCGAUACCGCCAUUGAUUGACCGGCCACUCUUUCACUAUUCUUAACUGGCCCCCCAGCCGGUAGGGGCCGCAAGUGAUCACACAGCUGAGUGUGCAUCGCCACGGCUCUGCAGUCAUAGUGGGUGAAAACCGUGAGCUCAGUAGACUUGAAGCCUAAAUAAAUACUUCAAAUGACAGCGUAUUCUUUGUGGGAGACUUAUGUGAAAAAGGUCUGAUGCACUUGCAGUAGAUGGGGAGGUUUAACCAAUUGUGGGUUGUGUUCAUUCAAACAUUACAGCAGUGGUCGUUGCAGACACACCUGGUGGAGAUCUGCCCUCUACUGAGUACACUUUUCUCGUUGUGGUUUUACAUUAAUUGUGUUGUAUGUAACAGAUCAAAGACAUACUGUAUCUCAAAAGAAUCCUUCUCUGAUGUUUGAAUAUCACUUGAGGAGGUAGUACUGGACUUGUUUGUACUAUGGUUAUUUGACAUGAAGACUAAACUUUUAAUAAAAAAAACAGACCGUAUAAAGGCAGAAAUGCACAUGAAGCGCAUGAGCUAUGCCUUUGCAAAUUCUGGUACAUGACAACUUCAAACUUGGGUUUGAUGUUUAAAAGUCAAAGUAGGACUUAAAUGGAUGUUGUAAGGUUUGCAGACCUUGUAGUGGUGUUACCCAUCUUGGGGGAAAAUGACAUCAUGCAGGUUUUGUUGAGAGGCUACAGGAAGCUAAGAAGUGGAUGAGGAAAAGAGCCAGUUAACAAAGCUCUGAAGUGUGACUUCAAGCUUAGUGGGUACAAGAAAAUGACAUAUUUGGACAGAGUAUUUGAAAAAGAAAAAGUCUGGUUGGACAACCAGCUGGUAUCCACAUAUACGAAGCAGAACCAGACCAGUGAAGAGAUGUGUUGGUAGAUAAACAUGCUAAAUAAACAUUACCUGUCACUGUGUCACAGUGCUGCAUCAAUGGUGCUUCUUAGUCAUAAAGCUUCAUAUGAACAGCAUUCAGCGAUAAGUGUUAACUGCAUCUAGUGUGCUUAGGCCUUAAUGACAGAAUAUGAGAUUACAUGUAUUUUCACAUUUCAAUUGGUUUGUUUAUAUUUGUAAAGUAUGUAAAGUAAACAUUUUCACUAAACAUGGCUUGCACUUUUUAAAGAGUUGAGUUUCAUAAAAAGAGCUUAUUGUCCAUCCAUAAAUUGUUUAAUUCUUUAAAAUUCUUUGAGAAAAUAUGUGAAUAUUUCCCCAAUUAGACUGUUUUUAGAUUGUAUCUUCCAGUUGAACGUGUACAGCACUAUGUUUCACAUGCUAACUUUCUUUUAAAGACAUAUCAAACAUGCCAAAUUAUUCUGACUGUCAAGUGUAAUAACUGUGCUUUUUGUGACAUAACAGAACAGUGUGCCAAUUUGGUAAAAGAAGAAUAAAAGUCACAUUGGAAAUUUCCACAUCUGACAAAAAAAAA